CUAUAAUACAAUAAUCAUAUUGAGAUAUUUUCCUGAUAUGCUAACACCCUUCCCUAAGCUAAUGUUCACAAGCUUUAGUCUUGGUACAACAGAAAAUAAAAAAUAAAAUAAAAAAGUAUUACACAGUACAAACUUAAGGCUAGAUGGCAUGUGGGAGAAAGACAGGGCUAAUAUGAGUCGCAGCCAAUACAAGUAACCAUUGGAAUGAUCAUCAACAAUAAGAAAUUUCACCAGUGGCAUGAUUACUAAGGUUUUUGUUACCAAAAUGUUUGUGCAACCGUAAGGAAAGGAAUCAUUGGUAUCGUUUCAUCCUUCUAGGGAGCUCAACAAAAUAACAGUGAAGAGGACAUUUCAUGGAUGAUGGGAGGAGGAUGGUGCAACAAUGUCACUACUUGCCUUGCCCGUAGGGACACUCGUUUGGGUUCAUCUAAGAAAAUGGAUAAGCAACUUUCCUUUUCUGGAUUCUUUAGUAACGGCAAAAAGUUCAAUCCAGAUUUCUAUGAUUGGAACAGAAUCAAGGUUAGAUAUUGUGAUGGCUCAUCAUAUACUGGUGAUGUUGAAGCUGUUGAUCCGGCAACCAACUUGCACUUCAGAGGAGCAAGGAUUUUUGUUGCUGUCAUUGAGGAUUUACUAGCAAAAGGAAUGAAAAAUGCUCAAAAUGCAAUUCUCUCUGGAUGCUCAGCUGGAGGAUUGACUUCUAUUUUAAAUUGUGAUCGCUUCAAAGGUCUUCUACCUCCAACAACUAAAGUGAAAUGCCUUUCAGAUGCUGGUUAUUUUAUCAAUGUAAAGGAUGUCUCAGGAGCACAGCACAUUGAAGAGAUCUACGGUCAAGUUGUUCAAUUGCAUGGUUCAGCAAAAAAUUUGCCUCGAUCCUGCACUUCAAGACUUAGACCAGGGCUGUGCUUUUUCCCUCAAAAUAUGGCAUCACAAAUCAGUACUCCAAUAUUUUUUGUAAAUGCAGCCUAUGACUCAUGGCAGAUUAAGAACAUUUUGGCACCCGGUGUUGCUGAUCCCCAUGGCACUUGGCGUGAUUGCAAACUUGAUAUAAAAAACUGCUCACCAAAUCAACUAAGUGUAAUGCAAGGUUUCAGGACAGAAUUCUUAAGGGCAUUGAGUGCAGUUGGGAACACUCCAUCUAAAGGGAUGUUUAUAGAUGGUUGCUAUGCACACUGCCAAACUGGAAUACAGGAGACAUGGAUGAGAAAUGACUCUCCAGUGUUGGCCAAUACAACAAUUGCAAAGGCAGUGGGAGAUUGGUUUUACGAGCGAAGGCCUUUCCAUCAGAUAGAUUGCGCUUACCCUUGCAAUCCCACUUGUCAUAAUCGUGUUUUUGAUUAAAAUAUCCAUCCAAGUGUAGAUUCAUUUAAACAAUAUAUAUACCAUUACUCUACAAACAUAUCAUGUGGUUCAUAAUUUAAAUAAUAUUCGUGGCUGUGAUUUAUUACCCUUAACCUUAUCAGUUGGUUACAAGGCAUAAGUGUACUUAUAUAUAAUAACAAUAUAAAAUUAAAUAAAAAUGUAAUUAAAUUUCUGUUCUU
Abrus precatorius (Indian licorice) is the source of this 1538-nucleotide messenger RNA. Its product is annotated as pectin acetylesterase 8-like. Gene Ontology annotation, molecular function: pectin acetylesterase activity. Gene Ontology annotation, biological process: cell wall organization. NCBI's taxonomy places the organism in Eukaryota, Viridiplantae, Streptophyta, Magnoliopsida, Fabales, Fabaceae. The record is from RefSeq and is a predicted model, not a curated record. The transcript has 12 exons. Bases 358 to 1338 code for a protein of 326 amino acids. Gene Ontology annotation, cellular component: plant-type cell wall.